Molecule: messenger RNA, 2621 nt
Organism: Engraulis encrasicolus (European anchovy)
Lineage: Eukaryota; Metazoa; Chordata; Actinopteri; Clupeiformes; Engraulidae
Gene: abcb7
Product: ATP-binding cassette, sub-family B (MDR/TAP), member 7
Exons: 16
Coding region: 12-2264 (750 amino acids)
Biological process (GO): intracellular iron ion homeostasis; transmembrane transport
Cellular component (GO): mitochondrial inner membrane
Molecular function (GO): ABC-type transporter activity; ATP binding; ATP hydrolysis activity
Source: RefSeq, a predicted model, not a curated record
UUUAGAACAACAUGGCGCCACUGUUGGCACCGCUAAAAUGUGGGCUCCACUUUCGAAGACGCAAACUGGCUCUGUUACUCCAACAGACAAGCUCAUAUCAUGUUUGGAGUCACAACGAGAAGAGAAGUGGCCUUCACCGUAAACCACAGAACACGUAUCAGUUACUGAGUCCACACGUGAGGACAGCCGCAUGGAAUAUCAACAGAGUCCAGAGUUCCAGACAGUUACUGGAAGCUGUAAAGCACUUGCAAAUCACAGACAAGCGGACAUGCUGGCAUGGCCACGCAGGAGGGGGGCUGAAUGCCGACCCCAAGAAUGUGCUGAAAGAGGUGAACUCGACGACGAUCCUCUCUGCCAUGAUGUCUUACGUUUGGCCGAAGGAUAGACCGGACCUCCGAGCCAGGGUGGCCAUUGCGCUGGGAUUGCUCGCCGGAGCCAAGAUCACGAAUGUCAUGGUGCCCUUCAUGUUUAAGUAUGCCGUGGACGAACUCAACCAGAUGUCGGGACACAUGUUGAACCUGAGCGACGCGCCAAACACAGUGGCUACCAUGGCAACGGCUGUCCUGAUUGGCUAUGGUGUGUCGCGAGCCGGCUCUGCGCUCUUCAACGAGCUGCGUAACGCGGUGUUCGGCAAGGUGGCGCAGAGCUCCAUCCGGCGCAUUGCCAAGAAUGUCUUCCUGCACCUGCACAACCUGGACCUGGGUUUCCACCUGAGUCGCCAGACGGGGGCGCUGUCCAAGGCCAUCGACCGCGGCACGCGCGGCAUCAGCUUCGUGCUCAGCGCGCUGGUCUUCAACCUGGGGCCCACCGCCUUCGAGAUGGCUCUCGUCAGCGCUAUCCUGUAUUACAAGUGUGGACCGCAGUUCGCUGCUGUCACCCUGGGCACCUUGUCAGCUUACACCGCCUUCACGGUCGCCGUCACACAGUGGAGGACGCGCUUCAGGAUCGAGAUGAACAAAGCUGACAAUGAGGCCGGCAACGCCGCCAUUGACUCACUGCUCAACUACGAGACAGUCAAGUACUUCAACAAUGAGAAGUACGAGGCGGAGCGCUACGACAACUUCCUGAAGGUGUACGAGUCGUCGUCUCUGAAGACCACCUCCACCCUGGCCAUGCUCAACUUCGGCCAGAGCGCCAUCUUCACCGUCGGCCUCACCGCCAUCAUGGUGCUCGCCAGCCAGGGCAUCACGGCAGGUACGAUGACUGUGGGAGACCUGGUGAUGGUGAAUGGGCUGCUGUUCCAGCUGUCUCUGCCGCUUAACUUCCUGGGGACGGUGUACAGGGAGACGCGGCAGGCCCUCAUCGACAUGAACACACUCUUCACCCUGCUGAGCGUCGACACCAAGAUCAAGGAGAAGGAGAUGGCCCCCCCUCUGCUGGUCGCCCCUCAGGAGGCCACCAUCCGCUUUGAGGACGUCUACUUCGAGUACCUGGAGGGACAAAAGGUCCUCAACGGGCUGUCCUUCGAGGUGCCCGCCGGGAAAAAAGUGGCCAUUGUGGGCGGCAGUGGCUCCGGGAAGAGCACCAUCGUGAGGCUGCUGUUCCGCUUCUACGAGCCGCACCAGGGUAACAUCUACAUCGCCGGCCAGAACAUCCGCGAUGUGGGGCUGGACAGCCUGAGGAAAGCAGUGGGGGUGGUGCCUCAGGACGCAGUGUUGUUCCACAACACGAUCUUCUACAACCUGCAGUACGGCAACAUCAACGCCACAGCGGAGGACGUGUACCGCGUGGCCAAGCUAGCAGGCAUCCACGACGCCAUCCUGCGCAUGCCCCACGGCUAUGACACGCAGGUCGGGGAGAGGGGCCUCAAGCUCUCAGGAGGAGAGAAGCAAAGGGUGGCCAUUGCACGGGCCAUACUGAAGAACCCACCCAUCCUGCUGUAUGACGAAGCCACGUCUUCCCUGGACUCAAUCACUGAAGAGAACAUUCUGAGUUCCAUGAAGGAGAUGGUGAUGGACAGGACAUCCGUCUUCAUCGCACAUCGACUCUCCACCAUCGUGGACGCCGAUGAGAUCAUCGUUCUCAGCGAGGGUAAAGUUGCUGAGCGGGGUAACCACUCUGCUCUGCUGUCCACGCCCGGCAGCCUGUACGCGGACCUGUGGAACACCCAGAAUAGCCGUGCCCUGGCUGCUGCUGCCGCCGCCGCCGCUGGGGUCCCCGAGGAGGCAGGCGAGGAGCGGCUCUCCAAGAAGGAGGAGGAGCGCAAGAAGCUGCAGGACGAGAUCCUCAACAGUGUCAAGGGCUGCGGCAACUGCUCCUGCUGAGGGGGGAGGUGCUGUCCAGAGGAGAGGAAGAGGAAGAGGAGGAGACACAUACACUGAAAUACACGCGUGUCUUUGUCUGGUGGAAGCAGCGAAGAAAUGACAAAGCAUGCGUGUUAACGUUUCUCUGAUUGGCCUCAGAUGGAGUGGAGAGGAGGAGGAGGAGGAGGAGGAGGAGGAGGAGACACAUACACGCAAACACACAGCUGUCUGUCUGAGGGAGUCAGAGAAGAGAAGAGAAGAGGAGAGGAGGUGCAAACGUGUGUUAGUGUUACUGUGACUGGCCUCCUGAGUUGCAGAGGAGAGCAGGUGUAGACUGGCGUGCAUCAGCAGCACGCAUGUCAUCAUUGAGACCUCUCU